Eremothecium gossypii ATCC 10895 is the source of this 1734-nucleotide messenger RNA. RefSeq names its product serine/threonine-protein kinase. Gene Ontology annotation, molecular function: protein serine/threonine kinase activity; ATP binding. NCBI's taxonomy places the organism in Eukaryota, Fungi, Ascomycota, Saccharomycetes, Saccharomycetales, Saccharomycetaceae. Gene Ontology annotation, biological process: intracellular signal transduction; peptidyl-serine phosphorylation. Gene Ontology annotation, cellular component: spindle pole body. The transcript has a single exon. The record is from RefSeq and is marked provisional. The coding region runs from base 1 to 1734 and encodes 577 amino acids.
AUGUUUUCAGGUCGUGGCAACAACGUCCGGGAUGUUGAUGCGCUAGCGCAGGACAUUGGGCAGCUGAGCUUUGAGGGCGAGAUGGAGAACCGGCGCCACAUAGUGAUCGACCCUCCGCACACGCCGUCGCGCUACCUGCAGAGGACACCGAACGGCAAGUCGCCGGCGGGGCGGCAGGGGGGCUACCUGACGGUGGAGAACGCGGACUACUCGGGGAUGGACGUGGACGAGCGGCCGCGCGACGACAUCGAUCUGAGUCGGUCGCCGAAGAAGCUGCCGAUGGACUUCCACAAACGGGCGUCGUCGACUAAGACGAAGCGGCUGGUGAGCGUGUGCCAGAUGUUCUUCCUGGACUACUACUGCGACAUGUUUGACUACGUGAUCAGCCGGCGCGAGCGCACGCGGCAGGUGAUGAACUACCUGGAGCAGCAGCGGGCGCAGGGGCUGCACUCGGCGCAGGAGAUCAGCGAGGAGUGGCAAAACUACCUGUACCGGGAGACGGACAUCCUGCGCAAGCGGCGGCUGAAGCCGAAGAACAAGGACUUCGAGAUCAUCACGCAGGUGGGGCAGGGCGGCUACGGGCAGGUGUACUUGGCGCGGAAGAAAGACACCAAGGAGAUCUGUGCGCUAAAAAUCCUGAACAAAAACCUGCUUGCAAAGCUGAACGGGACGGACCAUGUGCUGACCGAGCGCGACAUCCUGACCACGACGCGGUCGGAGUGGCUGGUCAAGCUGCUGUAUGCAUUCCAGGACCCGCACAGUCUCUAUCUGGCGAUGGAGUUUGUGCCGGGCGGCGACUACCGGACCCUGUUGAUCAAUACCCGUUUUCUGCAGGCGCCCCAUGCACGCUUCUACAUCAGCGAGAUGUUCUGCGCGGUGGACGCGCUGCACAAGCUUGGCUACACGCAUCGGGACCUGAAGCCGGAGAACUUCCUGAUCGACUCCAAGGGCCACAUCAAGCUGACCGACUUCGGGUUGGCCUCGGGAACGGUUUCCAUGGAGCGCAUUGAGAGUAUGCGCAUUCGGCUGGAAGAAGUGAAGAACCUCGAGUUCCCGGAGUUCAAGGAGACCUCUAUGGAUUACAGGCGCAAGAUGUAUCACCGUGUGCGGGAGAAGGAGCUGAACUACGCGUCCUCGACUGUGGGCUCGCCGGACUACAUGGCUUUGGAGGUCUUGGAGGCGAAGAACUACGACUUCACCGUGGACUACUGGUCGCUUGGCUGCAUACUGUUUGAAAGCUUGGUGGGAUACACGCCCUUUAGCGGCAGUUCCAGCAACGAAACGUACGAAAACCUAAGGCGUUGGAAACAAGUCCUGAGGCGCCCGCGCUGCGAAAACGGAAGACCCGCAUUUUCGGAUCGUACGUGGGAGCUUAUCACCAGGCUCAUAGCUGACCCCAUCAACCGGUUGCGCUCGUUCGAACAUGUAAAGAAAAUGAAGUAUUUUGCCGAGAUCGACUUCGCCAACCUGAGAAGCAUGAGCCCGCCAUUCAUACCGCAACUGGAUAGUGAGACGGAUGCCGGGUACUUUGACGAUUUCACCAACGAGGCAGAUAUGGCCAAGUACGCCGACGUCUUCAAGAGACAAGACAAGCUGAAUGCGAUGGUAGAAGAAUCCUCCAACAGCUCGAAAUUGGUUGGGUUUACGUUUAGACACAGGAAGGGCAAGACUGGUUCUAGUGGAGUUCUGCAUAACGGAUCAGAGCAUGCAGAUCCAUUUGCAACGUUUUAUUGA